This is a messenger RNA of Polypterus senegalus (gray bichir), 2842 nucleotides long. RefSeq names its product interferon alpha/beta receptor 1a-like. Gene Ontology annotation, molecular function: protein binding. The coding region runs from base 216 to 1097 and encodes 293 amino acids. NCBI's taxonomy places the organism in Eukaryota, Metazoa, Chordata, Cladistia, Polypteriformes, Polypteridae. The transcript is spliced from 7 exons. The record is from RefSeq and is a predicted model, not a curated record.
ACACGCGCCUAGUCUUGGCGUCUGCGCACAGUGGGCGGGGCUUCGUUCGUGCCGCUUGGAGACAUCCGGAAGUGUGAAACGCAGACCCGUCGCCUUGCGAAAGACCCCAACUGUGAGAGCCAUCGAGACUCUUCUCGGAGUAAGACAGAUUACUUUAGUGCGACGGAGAACCGGGCGGACGCCCGCAGAGAUGAGUCCUGCUGCACAAGCACAACAUGAGGCGCCUUCUUCUCUGGAUGCCGCUCGUGUUGUGGUUCAUCGAGGCCGUUAAGGGAGGACUGGAGGUGCCCCAGAAUGUGAGAAUACAUGCUGUGAACACUCAGUACGUCUUAAAAUGGGACUGGAGGUCACAAGGAGCCCACCGGAACGUCACCUUCACGGCAGGAUAUUUACUCAGAAAAUCUAUCAGAAAAAAAAGUGGAUUCAUUUCAGUGUGUGAGCAUAUUAUGGAAACUCACUGCGAUUUCUGCAAGAUCCCUUUCCACUACAACGGGUUGUUUUACUUCCAAGUGCGAGCAGAAAGUGGAGAUGAACAUUCAUCGUGGUCACAGAAAACGUUUGAACCUGAGGAGCACGCGGAGUUGGGCCCACCUUCUGAUGUUCACGUUGUUCCAGUAAACUACAUGCUGAAGGUGAACAUAACGGAUCCGAAGGACUGCAAUAAUGCCUCGAUGCGACAGCACUUGUCCUUUUCAUAUGUGAUAGUGUAUUGGAAGAAUGCAUCUGAUCUGAAGAAUGAAAGCAAAGUUACAAAACUUACCACGGUUGUGCUUUCCAACCUGGCACCGCAUACCACCUACUGCCUGAAGGUGCAACUCAUCAGUGACAAAUUCAACAAGACAAGUAACUUCAGUCGAGUUGCUUGCGAGAAGACAUUGGGUGACGAUGACGCUCCGAGUGGGCUAAACCCUGACCCUCAUCCUGCCCCUGCUCUUCCUGUGUGGCCCUCCUACACUCUUAUAUUUACUUUUCAAAGUGAUCAAAUACGUCUUCUUUCCAUCUCGGCAGACUCCGGUCUUUAUCAAGGAGUUUCCAAAUGGAUCGAUGCACGUCCUCAUGUUGCCCCAUGCAGAAAGUGUGCAAGUCCUGUAUUUUGAUGACAUAGGUCCCGUUCCUGAGGAAAUGACCGAACAUGCACCCUGCACACUGCCGCCAGUCCCUGUGUUGCUGCCCCAAACGCUCAGACAGAACAGCAGCGACUCUGGCGUCUACUCGAUGGAGGGGACUUCAAGUGGGCUCUCAAAUGAGAAGCUCGAGCAAACAUUUAAUGAGCCUCAUCUACUAAACAGGUCACCGCUUUAUGAGCCUGCUUGAUGAUGGCCUUUAAAGGGACGACAUCCGCUAGUCUUUGGACUCAGACGCAUGACGAUACUUUAUAGGAAAGGUCGAGUUGGACAGCGUUGGCACGUUGGGUGCAGAUGGUCAUCUGCUGUAUGUACCGGCACUGACUGUGCCCAAUGGGAGGACCAAUGCUGCCAGUGUUACUUGAUGGCCGUGAACUUGCCGUGCGUACAGAAGCGCCUACAAAGACAACAGCCUGACCUCUGGAUGUGCUCAUGGUUGUCAUUUUGAUGUUACAGUCCUCUGGUUUCUUUCAGGCAUUUUUAAAGGGGACACUUAGAGUGACUUGACAUUAAUUUAGCCUUAUUUAAUUAUUCACGGAAUUACUUCACAUCACGUCAAACAUUAACGCACAUUAACAAUCUGCUGCAGGUCCUGCCACUGUAGAAUGAGCAAACUCCACCUGGACGAUGACUGACCGCGGGUUCACAAAACUCAGAAGCAGGCCUGACAAGCGUCAGUAGGCCUUAGCCAACACAAAGGAAGCCUGCCCAACUCGAGAAGCAAGCCCAAAUCUUUGAGAUCUCAAAAUGGAACACAAGAGCCAUGAAAGCGAUGGCACAAAAGGACAAAAGCAGACGAAACGAAGUUUACUUUGAAAAAGAUUUCAUAAGAAAAAUGGCGCAUUUUGUAGGAGACCGUAUUCAAAAACAAGAGCAGAGCAACAAUAAGCUUCAAAACUUGCAAAAGAGUGGAAUAAGAAGAGAAAAACGUGAGCUAAAGCCCCGGCAAGGCUACGGAGGCAGGCAGGCAGGCGUUCACUUGUGCUGCUCACCUGCGCCCGUCCUUUGUUUCUGUCGCUCCACGAAUUGUAAGCUGCAGCCUGCCGUCCGGCGAUGUGAAACGUUGUGAAUUCACCUUCGUUUGUGUCGUCGCAGAGAGUGAGCCUGGCCUGCUUUCAUUAGUGGCGUCCCGUGUCGUGGUCGUCCCGCUUGUGGUGAUCGUUUGAGAAACACGGACUCUAAAGCGUAGACCACCUGCCUUGUGUGGUCGUGUUGUUGAGGCUUUCUGUCUACUGUUUCCCUUAAUGCCGUUUCUUGUUUCAGCGUGAUGUGACCCGUUGUCCAGUGGCCGAGUGUCCUCAUCUUGUGACGGGUGGGUGCUCUUGUCCUCAGGUGUCACUCAUGUAUUUCUCGCUCCACUUCUUGCUCACACUCACUCAAACGUUUUCUUCACGACGAGAGCCUGGUAGACGGACCGCUGCUUUCUCGUUGAGGGUCACCUGUUUGCAGCACGUGCCCAGUAAGGACCGGUGCCAUCUACAGAGGAGCUCCUCCCAUCAGAUUUCUUGUUGACUUGGCAUGGCUGUUUUAGGUGGUCACUUAGUUGGCUUUUCUGUGAUUAUUUAACACUGAGCCCCAGUCAUCCUGUGUUUUAGUGACGUCAGCGCUGGCCUGUCAUCACAUUACAUUUGUCUACCCGACACUGCACUUUGUAACUAAGAUAGCGUUGUAUCAUUUUUUUUUUUUAAUAUAAAAUAAAGAUAUAUUUUUGUAUUCUA